Molecule: messenger RNA, 1464 nt
Organism: Capsella rubella
Lineage: Eukaryota; Viridiplantae; Streptophyta; Magnoliopsida; Brassicales; Brassicaceae
Exons: 1
Coding region: 1-1464 (487 amino acids)
Source: RefSeq, a predicted model, not a curated record
AUGUCGGCGGCGAUGGAUAAAGCGUUAAUGACUAUGUCUUUGGAGGAAGAUGAUGCUCCUUUCGAGAUGCCAGAUUUACCUCAGUUCAGUUCUUGCGAAAAGAAUGAGUUGAGUCUGAUUGGUAGAUUGCUUAAUCCCCAAUGUCAAAGUAUGUCAAGUCUGGUCUUCAAUAUGCCCAGGAAAUGGCAGAAGAUAGGAAGGGUUCGUGGCGUGGCUCUCUCAAAUGAAAGAUUCCAGUUCAUAUUCAAUUCUGAGCAUGACUUAGUGGAAGUCUUAGAGAAAGGAUUUCAGACUUACAACGAAUGGGGUCUAGUUAUGGAAAGGUGGUCAGAAAAUCCAGGACCUGAGUCUCUGCAGUUUGUGUCGUUAUGGGUUCAAAUAAAAAACAUUCCUCUGAACUACUACACCAAGCAAACGAUUACGUUGUUAGGAGAGCUUGUUGGUCAGGUUGUGGAAGUUGUGUUUGAUCCUGAGAGACCACAAAAUAAGGAUUAUGUCCGUGUUAAGGUUAAGUUUGAUGUAUCUAAGCCUCUACGGAAAUCAAAGGUCAUUCUGCUGCCCAAAGGUCUGUCUACAUCAGUGUUCUACUUCUAUGAAAAGGUUCAAAAGAGAUGUUACAAAUGCCAAAGAAUGACUCAUGUCCAGGAGGAAUGUCCUUUGGUAUUGAAACAAAUCCAUGAUCAAGCCAUUGAUAAGAAGAUGGGAAGGAAGGUAGUUAAGACAAAACCAGAGUUGGUCUUAAAAGAAGAUGACCCCCUAUUUGGUGUGCUUAAAGAAGAACAAGUGGGAAUACAUCCUUUGUUGGGAAGACCUAGAAUUGCUCCAGAUGUCUUAGAAGGAAUGAGGCAGUAUAUGAAGUUAGCCACUAUGGAGGACCGGGCUCUGAGAAUUGAAAAGAUAAAGAGCUCUGUUGCAGAAGCAGAGAAGGACCCUCUUACUCAGAAAAUUGUCUUGAGAAUGGAACCUCCCCCAGUGAUUUCAACGGACUUCAAUAAAGGGAAGGGUCUCGUGUUUGGUUAUGAUUCUUCGGAGGUCUCCUCUAAGGAAGCAGCUCAACCGACUGGAUCAGAGAAGUUAAUGGGUGCGGCUAUUCAAGCUGGAAGGAACAGAUUUCAGGACUUGACAUCAGUACAAGGUUUGGAAGGGCUUUCCUUGGUUGAUUACUCUCAAGCGUCCUCUAACUCUCAGGCUGGUCCUACGGCUUAUGCAGUUGGCUUCUAUGAAGCUGGCUCUUCCGGGACUAAGCAGAGAAGAGGGAGAGGAAGGAAAAGGCCUUAUGUGAGUAAGAGGAAACCAAAACCUCUGCUGAAGAAAGUUGAGCCAGGUGAAGUGACUGUGAAAGAAGGUGUGAGUCAAGGGAAUAGUGAAAAGAGGAAGGGAGUGACAGGGGAAGUGGAAGGUCAAAGAGUUGUUAAGCACAACAAACCCGAGGUGGUCCCAAAUGAGGGACCGUCCAAUAUCUAA